This is a messenger RNA of Camarhynchus parvulus, 2492 nucleotides long. RefSeq names its product potassium inwardly rectifying channel subfamily J member 16 (gene KCNJ16). The record is from RefSeq and is a predicted model, not a curated record. Gene Ontology annotation, cellular component: plasma membrane. Gene Ontology annotation, molecular function: inward rectifier potassium channel activity. NCBI's taxonomy places the organism in Eukaryota, Metazoa, Chordata, Aves, Passeriformes, Thraupidae. Gene Ontology annotation, biological process: regulation of monoatomic ion transmembrane transport; potassium ion import across plasma membrane. The transcript has 3 exons. The coding region runs from base 114 to 1394 and encodes 426 amino acids.
AGCGAGGGAAAGGAGGGAGUGAAGCAGAGAUUCUUUGAAACCUCAGCGGGACGUUCAGAUUUCCAAUGAACAAAGAGAACAACUCCUGGGACCUUCUGUAAGCUGAGGCAGAGAUGAGGAAGAUGAAUGACCAAAGUGGCUGCUACAGGCCCGUAAAUAUCCAGGGGAACAAAGUCAGCUACCGCGGCACCUGCGGGGACAGCCCGGAAAAGGAGGUGAAAAGGCUGCAGAAGAGAUUCCUCCACAAGGAUGGCAGCUGCAACGUCUACUUCAAGCACAUCUUCGGGGAGUGGGAGAGCUACGUGGUGGACAUUUUCACCACGCUGGUGGACAUCAAGUGGCGCCACAUGUUUGUGAUUUUCUCCCUGUCCUACGUGCUCUCGUGGCUGUUCUUCGGCCUGGUGUUCUGGCUGAUUGCCGUCCAGCACGGGGACCUGUUCAGCGACGAGGGGGUCACCCCCUGUGUGGCAAAUGUGCACAGCUUCACGGGAGCCUUCCUGUUCUCCCUGGAGACCCAGACCACCAUCGGGUACGGCUACCGCUGCGUGACCGAGGAGUGCUCGCUCGCCAUCCUCAUGGUGAUCCUGCAGUCGGUGCUGAGCUGCAUCAUCGACACCUUCAUCAUCGGGGCGGCCUUGGCCAAGAUGGCCACGGCCCGCAAGAGGGCCCAGACCAUCCGUUUCAGCUAUUACGCCGUGGUUGGGCUGAGGGAUGACAAAUUCUGCCUGAUGUGGCGCAUCGGGGACUUCCGGCCCAACCACAUGGUGGAGGGCUCGGUGCGCGCGCAGCUGCUGCGCUACAAGGAGGACAAGGAGGGCAGGAUGACCAUGGAGUACCGCGACCUGAAGCUGCUCAAUGACCAGAUCAUCCUGGUCACACCCGUCACCGUCGUCCACGAGAUCGACAGCGACAGCCCCUUGUACGGCCUGGACCGCAAAGCUCUGGCCAAGGACAACUUUGAGAUCUUGGUGACGUUCGUCUACACGGGCGACUCCACGGGGACGUCCCACCAGUCGCGCAGCUCCUACGUGCCCAGAGAGAUCCUGUGGGGCCACAGGUUCAACGACGUGCUGCACGUCAAGAAGAAGUACUACAAGGUGGACUGCUUGCAGUUUGAGGAGACCACGGAGGUGUACGCCCCUCACUGCAGCGCCAUGCAGCUGGAGCAGAAGGAGCAGGAGUGGAGCCGCGCCGAGAAGACGCGGGAGAAGCAAGCGGAGAAGUCAGCCCUGGAGAUCAAGUAUGGCCAAAAGUCCCUCAGCGCCGUUGCCCUCGUCAGCAGCUGUGAGGACCCUGAAGAGCCAGUGACAGCUUCCAGCCAGCCUCCUGGAGAGGUUUCCUACAGGAAAGCAGCUGUGACCUUGAGCAGGCUCUCCAUAGAGUCCCAAAUCUGACUUUUCCUGCUGUUGGAACCCCUCCCAACAAACUGUCCCCUCGUAGCUCCUCGGAUGCAAACAAUGAACUCGUGUACAGCAGUGUUUGUAUCCCAGACCUCGCUGCCAGCGUGCCCACACUGUCACACGCUCUGUCACACCCUGUCACACCCUGCUGGGCUGCCAGGGACACCUGUGGGCACAAGGGAGCAGCUGCCACUUGGGAUGCCCAGAGAGCCCCUCGAGCAAACCCUCUGUGACCCUUCCUCCCCUGCAGGGACUGGGGCUGGCCGUGCCCAGGGACACAGAAUGACCUCGGCAGGGCACACAAACCAUGCCCUGGGCCCUCUGGGUUUCAAAGCUGCCUCAGCGGUUUGGAAAGUCCAUUCCCAGUCUCUCCAGGAGGUUCUGAAGCUCCAUUUUCCCAACAAAUGAUUCCUCAGGUGCAGCCUCAUCCCAGAGCUCCUUUGUAGAAUCUACGGGGCUGUUCUUUGUAGGACAAGGCAAUAAGUGACCCCAGUGUUCCUGGGUGGCUUUGGACACGUGCUCACACCCUGCCCAGUCCUGUGGGAUCCUCAGUGGGAUCCUGGAGAGCUUUCAUUCCCUAAUCAUGAGCCAUUCCCUGGGGUACUGCUCCCUCAGCACCUGGAGGGAUGCAGGAGGUAAAAAAAAAAAAAAUCAGAACAAGACCUCCAGUUUUAAAUCAGCAAAAUCAGGUUGAGCCUUGAGGAGAUCAUGUCUGGAGUGAGAUGUGCAAUGUUUUAUAUCAAAUCCUCUUUCAUUUCAUUUCGCCUUUCCUCUUAGCGUGUUGCACUUCCUUGCAAAGACAAGGAUCAAUCUGGAGAACAAACAGGGCGAUUUUGUCAAAAUGAAAAAUGCUUGUCUCGGUUGGCUGUGUAAAAACGAUCCUUCAUGGAGAAAUCCAACAACUCCUCUGUGGGCUCAAGCUGGGAAAAAAAGGAAAACGCUCUGAAGGUGUGUGUGACGUGGAAGUUCCUGCUCUGCACAUCUCUGUAAUUAUCCAGUGAGCAAUGCCUCAUCAUGCUUUUUGCCCCUGAUGAUUGCAGUUCAUUUGCAUUGUGUUUAAUUACCCUGCAAACGUAAAAUAAUCGUACUGGA